Molecule: messenger RNA, 1470 nt
Organism: Exophiala mesophila
Lineage: Eukaryota; Fungi; Ascomycota; Eurotiomycetes; Chaetothyriales; Herpotrichiellaceae
Exons: 1
Coding region: 219-1349 (376 amino acids)
Molecular function (GO): protein binding
Source: RefSeq, a predicted model, not a curated record
GUUGCUCUUUUUGAUGAGUGUCUGACUCUUGAUGGGAUUAGGUCAUUUGUUCAUACGUUGAUCGAAUCUACUGGCUGUUGACAAAUGUCGACUUUGCUAGAGCCACAUCAGACAUCUAGAACGAUUCACUUGGGUCAUCUAGGAACCAGGCUCAGACACGACGAGGUCGAGCGACAGGUAGCUACAAAGACAUGAGGUCUCUUUGCUAAUGACGCUGCAUGAUGGAAUUGCUCGACCUUCCAAAUGAGAUCCUGGCCAAAAUAAUCUCUUUUCUCGACCAACCUAGUCCUUUUGACCAAAGGAUUCGAGAAAAGCCGCUUCUGCAGAACGACGACAUCAGCCCGACAACCAAAUUGCCUCGAACAGUGCCUGCUGAUGCUAGCCUGAAACAUGUCUCAACAACAUGCUCAUUGCUUCGUUCGACAGCUCUCCCAGAUCUUUUCAAACAUGUCAAGGUCAAUCCAUUACGACUUAGCGACUUUAUCGCCUUUCUGAACCAAAACCAGCUCAGUCACAGGGUGGUCAGUGUUGUCGCUAUCGUCCUUGGCCAUUACAACCACAUCCAUCCGGCAUGGUGGGCCAGGCUGUUGAACGAAGUUACAGCAACCCGCUUCACCAUCAUUGCAGCGCCGUCCAUCUUUGCCGAACUCGCCGGAAACCCGACCUGGAGCAACGAUGCAUGGGCGUUCAACAUGCCAUUUCAGAUCCUCAGUCUCGAUCAGUCUGCAGAAGCAUCACGCUGCAAGAUUGAUUAUGACAACCUUCCCAACCUGUUGACGGCUCGUCCUUGGACAAGAGCCCUCGUUAAUGAAGGCUCCAGUGUUCUGGCAUACACAACGUAUGAGUAUUUUUUCCGACGUACACCAUCGAUUCUAUCUGCACUUCACUUCCACCAGUCAAUUGCUGGUGAUCAAAUGUUUGCAAAGCUAGAAGAAUUCGAGUUUGUGGCCAUUUUUCCAUUCUACAAUCAUGUUGAGGAGGUACUCAAGUGCAUUCGAAAGAUGACCAACCUUCGACGUUUAUUUAUCAAGAUCUGCCCCAGUCCAGAGAGCACCGUCCUGCAUGACGAGAUCGAAGCCGCCGGGGGUCAUUUUGACAUCAACGAUCCCUGGAAUGAAUGUGAUACGUCGUGGAGAUUAAUAGCCCACAACGUGGCGGCAUUGGCUAGCAUAGGCAAUCUGCGUGAAUUCCACAUGGACGAUGUCCACGUGGAGGGAGUCAGACAAGCCCUCGAAGAUAGUAUCAAUCGCGUACUACAGGAGCCAUGGACCUAUCAAGGCAAAGGGUCUGGUGAAUGGAGAGUUGAUGCAGCAUCCAAAACAGCACGUGGCGCUCUCGCGGGGUUGUAGCAUCACCGAGAUGACGACAAGUGGGUUGAUUGGUGAUUCAAUUCGAUGGUUAUUUAUGACGAGUUGAAGAAGACUCGUAUCUAGACGUACUUUGAGAGUCCUCAGGCAUCAGGUAGAUAAU